Trichobilharzia regenti is the source of this 4751-nucleotide messenger RNA. NCBI's taxonomy places the organism in Eukaryota, Metazoa, Platyhelminthes, Trematoda, Strigeidida, Schistosomatidae. The record is from the annotation of a GenBank genome assembly.
AUGGUGAAUAAAUACUCCAAAUUCAAAUAAUUUCAUCUUAAUAUGAAUACCAUCAAAUUUUGUUCUCAUAUUUCUAUGUGGUAAUUAGCAAACUACUUGAAAAUAUUUCAGUAGUUAAGUAUUUAUUUUUAAAAAACACCUGGAUACAAGGAUUUCAUAAAAUGCUACGAAGUUUAAUCCUAUACCUAUAUAUUGUAUUAAUUAUUAUAAAUAAUUUAACUAAUACGGCAAAAGAUCCAUUCUUAGAAGUUCUUCUCCCCGAACGUAUGUAUAAACAUUACAAAUUGAAUGAAAAAACUGGAUAUCUUGAGAAGUUGAUUGCUCCAAUAAGUCAUCUUGUCGAAAUGAUAUCAAGUGAUGCUGAAGACGGUACCACUACCACCACUAUCUUAGAUGCAUUACCACAAAGUAUAGACCAGCUGAUAAGUCCUGUUGGACAUAGCAAACUAUUUAGUGGUAUCCCAGUUGAAAGUAUGCCACCGAAACAUUAUAUGCAUUAUUUAUGGUUACAUGAAACUAGUCGACCAAUUGUUCUACCCUGUUGGACACCAUAUAAACAAGAAGUAAUCAAUUGGUAUGAAACAAAUAGUGAUAUGGAGAUAACACGUACAUGGUUUAUUGGUCAAGGACCAUCAGAAUUUUGGAGUGUUGCAACCGCUUCUGGUUAUUCAGUGGAUCCAGCUUCUGGGGCAUUAUUCAUCUCUCCAUUCCAAGGAUUAUCGUAUAGACACUCACAAUUUUCAUGUGUUAUCAAAUGGAAAGAAACGAAAACAUCUUCGUUGAAGUUACAUCAUAUCACUUUUGUUGAGUCACAUUCAAUUGCUUAUCAAUUUAUUCGUGAUCAUCCAUUUCAUGUUGACAGAAAUGAUUUAUCCACGGCUACAAUUCGUUUCGAUUUUAGUGCGAUUAAUCCAUUUGUUCCAAUUUGUGGUACAUAUUCGAAAGACGAAUAUAUGAGAACAUGUCGUGAUUCAAUUUGGGCUAAUCAGAAAUUAGACUUAAUUCAAAAUCAAUUAACAGAUCAUUUUGAUUUAAGUAAAUGGAUGGAUUUUGAGAGUGUAUAUCAAUUAUUCAAUAUUUCAAUAAUGAAAUCAAUAAGUGAUUUCUGUCAUCAGUACAAUUGUAAAAUUAAGAGUGGUAUUAAAGAGACAACACAAGAAACUGAUAUUGCUAUUUCUAAAAUCAAUAUAAGUUUACUUACUAAACCUGAGAAACCAGUUGUUAGCACAACAACGACAACAGAAUUUGUUGUUGAUGAUGAUGAAGAUGAAGAAAUAAUCACUCAAACAACAAAUCCAGAAAAUGCCAGCAAUACAUUGACAACACCACCAACACCAGCACCACCACCUGCACCUCCAACAGAAACAGCAGAAAAACCAUCAGUACAGGAUGAUAAAACACCUCAUACAGAAAAUGAAAGCCUUGCACCUGGUGAAUCUAUACCGGAAAAACCCGUAUCUCAAUCAAAAAUAAUAAUACAUAAAGCAGAAGUUGAAGACGAAUCAGCGGUACUAUCAACGCCACCGCUGCCAGUACCAGCUCCUCCAGCAGAAGGAAUACCGAUGACUGGUGAGAAUUUAACAACAACCACUGGAGGAAUGAAUGAUACUCAGCCGCCAAUUACACCAACGAAUGACACAGCAACUAAAACAGGUGAAUUAUUAGAUGACAGCGGAAGAAAUCAAACAGUGACAGAAAGUCCCCAAAACAAUCAGUCUGACGUAGUAUCAGUAAUCACAGGGGAGACUAAAUUGAUAACGAUGAAAAAAAUUCAUUUGCAAGUUGAAUUAGAAUUUACAAAUCCAUUGAUUGAUUGUGAUAUGAUCAAGGGAAUCGUUGAACCAGAUUUAGGCGAUAUGGAUCUUAAACAAUUUCAAUUUUCUUUUGAUAAUGAACCGUUUUCACCGUUAUCUAAUAGUUUAUAUAAAUAUCAUUCCGUUGCUGUUAAAUCACGUACACCUAUGUAUUCUGAGGUCUACAGUCCAAUGAUUUGUAUUAAUUCAAGCACCACUCCAAGAAGAUAUGACCAGUCCAUUGAAGCGUUGAAAGUUGAUUCUGGAUUUACUGUGGUUUUUAAUGUACCACAAGUUGAACAAUCUGCAGAAAUACAAUUUACUGAUGGUACUGGAUGUUUUAUUAAGUUAGACUGUAAUCAAUCUCUGUGUGAUAUUCGAUUCAAUUUGGACGGUUUCGCCGAUAGACUAAUCUUCACAUACAAUAAACGUGCUUAUUAUAAUCUUCUAAAAACGGAACCAGAUUUAUUGGAAACAAGUGAUCGUGUGAUUUACACGCUGGUGGGUGAAACAGUAACUCAUUAUGAUGAACGUAUACAUCAAAAAAAUGCAGGUUCAACACAAAGAAUUCACUUAUAUAAGUAUCAUACACGACUUGGUGAAUAUGAGAAAACAUUUGAGAGUUUUGAAAGCUCUCAUCGGUGUCAAGGUAGACAAUUAUCGCUGAAUAGUUCAACUGAUGAUGUAACAGCUCGAAUUAUGAGUUGGACAAGUGAUGAAAUAAUAGGUCCAUCAUUUGAAAAGACUAAACGAUUUAUUGAUCAUAUGCUUCAACCCUGUGGAUAUGAAGAGACUGUGAGCGUUAGAAAUCGUGAAGCUACUACAGUUAACGCCAGUGGAACAAAUAUAACAAAUACUACUGUUAAUAAUAUAAGUAGUAAUAGUACUACUUCUAAUGCUACUAUCUCUAAUACUACUACUACUACUACUACUGUGAGUAGUAUGAACGAUGAAAACAAUAAAAGGCCUUCAUUAUCGGCAUCAUCUUAUGUAACAAGUGAAUAUCAACUACCAUAUCAUCCAACCUUUAUAUUACCAAGAUAUCCUGCUAACGACAAGCCAUAUCGUCAGUAUUAUUCAUUAAGAGGAAGAUUAUGUUCCACUCCAUGUGAUCCAUCUGAUGGCAUACUAAAAUGUCAAACAACUCAAACUGUUGAAGCAUGUAAUACAGAAUUUUGGACGGAUAUCGAUGGGUCAUAUAUUCGAAAAUGUAAUGUUUCAUCAAUUCAACCACAUUAUUGUGCAUUAGCUAGUCAAUAUUGUGAUCAGCCAAGUGAUAAAAUGUCUCGUCUUAGUGCUGAAGAAAUUAUAACAGAAGUUGACGAUGUAUGCUCAUUCACUGGUGCUAUACAUUCGCAUUCACAUACAAUGGAAUGUACGAAAAAGAAGAGUUUGAUUGAUAUGAGGAGUUUGCUUGAACCUGAUGCUAAAAGUGAUUGUACAAUGAUACAAAUUGAUAAUGAUCCUGAUAUCCAAUAUAAAGUUGAUCCAAUUUAUAUUCAAAUGAAACCAGUCAUGAAGACAUGCAAAGAAAAACAUACCAAGGCAAUGACAACAGAUCAAAUCUAUACAGAACGGAUUACUUAUUCACCAAGAUUUUGUCCCUUGGGCACUUAUCAUACUGAUGACAAUAAACGUGAAUGUAUUCCAUGUCCACCAGAUACCUAUGCAGAUAUUCAAACGAGUAAUCAUGAAUGUGAACCAUGUCCAAUGAAUCGACCAAGUACAUUUUCAAUUGAAGGCUCUGUAUCAUCACAAUGUUCCAAUGAAUUAAUUGGGAAAUUACAAAGGAAAUUUUUUGAUUAUAAAAAUGAAACAGGUAAUGAAAUUUUAUCAUUUGAUUUCGCCUGGUCACCAUCAUUAAUUCAACAACGUCUCUACAAUGAAACUCUGGAUUGGCUUGCACCAAAACCAGAAUUUUUAGAAAAACAACGUCAAGCUGUUGCAGCAUUCCGCAGAAUGACACAAAUCACCUUUUCAUCGAAUGAAUUGGCUUUAAUUAUCAUCUUAUCUAUACCGAUAGCAAUAUUCGGUGGAACAUUAUUUAUGGUGAUAAUAUUCGGUUUGAGUAGACGAAUUAAAUGUCCAAUUGACAAUCAAAUGGAUACAAUAAAAGAAAAGCUGUCUGAUAAAAAACCAUUAUUGAUUAUUGAACAAAUUGCGCAUAAAUUAUUUUGUGCAGUUAUUAAAUUCCCUUUAUUGGUUUCUUCGCUGAUGUCUAGAUUAAUUUCACGUAUCAUUGAAGAACUUGGUGAUUUACCGUAUAAAAUCAAACAUAGCCAAUUGUUUAAAUCUUUUCAACAAAAUCUUAAAUCCCUUCAAGUAGCUGUCUCGAAACAAGUCUAUCAUCGACCAACAUUUAUUCUCACAGAUAAUUUUAAUCAUUUAGUUCACACUCUAACUGAUAUCAUGAUCAAUCGCAUCACAGAGACAGCUUUGAAUGAUUUAAAUUAUCAGCGUAAACAAAGAUUGAGCAUUGAACACAAAUUAAAACAGCAUAUUGAAGCGUAUAAUCAAGCUAAGCAAAAGGCUGACAGUGCACAAACUGCUUUAAAAACGCUGGAAAGUGAAUAUCAACUGGCUAGUAAACAAUUUAAUCGACAAAUCAAUGAUGAAACAGUUAGCAAAAAGGAAUUACCCUCAAUUAUAACGGACUAUGAACAGAAACUCGCGAAAGCGUCGAAUUUAAUUGAAACUACCCAACAGGAAGUUAGUCAAAAGCGUAGAGAGUUAGCCCAGGCUGAAAUGAAACUCUUGUCGGAAUCACCAAUAUCAGAAAGUGCUGAGCAUUUGAUAUUCAAUGAAGAUGAGAAGUCAAUCUACUAUGCAGCACCAGAACUGAGGGCUUACCUUCGUCUACCACGCCAUUACAAUGAUGCUUUUUUCUUAUUACAUCCAAAAUCGAAGAUAAAUGAAAUGAAAAGAAGGUCAAGACAUGAGGCACCACCACGUCCUUGA